This is a messenger RNA of Vitrella brassicaformis, 5298 nucleotides long. The record is from the annotation of a GenBank genome assembly. Lineage: Eukaryota; Vitrellaceae.
AGACGGCUGGCGCAGCCCAGACAAGCAACGCGCUACCACCUGACGUUUCGACCGCGUCGUGACGAUUUCUCAGCCUUUCGCCGCUUCAUCCUGCUCUUCCAUGGCUGCUCUUUUUGGUCACAACUUGGUCAUCACGAGAACACAAAACAGCAUACAUCAGAUUCUCCUCUUGCCAUCAGCGAUGGAGCAGGCCAAUUGAUUGAUCAGCCCGGCGCUGCAUGCUCGACGCCCUGACGUGGUAUUAGCUAACUGUGGAGCGUCAGCCAUGCAGGACAGCGGCCCUGUCGAUGCGUCAGGCCAUGACGCACACGUGAAACAGCGUGAUGAAGCAGCGGACGUACCCAAUGCGCAGGCGGCAGCGGCUGAGGCCAGUCCGAGCAGCAACAGGUCCCCACCUUUGGGGCUGUCACCCACGCUCGCCGCAGCCCCAGCCCCGACUCCCACACAACCUGGAGCAGCACAUGCAGCGCCACAAGCAGCAGCAGCAGCAGCAGCAGCAGCAGCACAACCACCAUGUCUGGCUUGGUACAAUCGGCCGGAGCGACUGCAGCCGAAGAGGAAAAGGAAGAGCCAGAAAGAUGACGAGCCUAUCAAAGAGAAGGAGAGAGAGGACGUGCCACCGUCCAAGCGUCCGCGGCCGCCUCCUGCUGCUUCUUCUUCUGAUGAGGCUGCUUCUGCCGCGGCCAUCGAUGUGAGCCAUACCGAUGCUGCUAUGUCAGCUGCAGCUGCCGAGCAGAUCUCACUCGAUGCUGCAGCUGAGAAACCGGCACAAGAGGCGGAGCAGCUGGUGGGUGAUGUGACGAUGGAGCAGGCAGGUCAGGCGGAUCUGCUGAAGAUGCCAACCCCGCGGCUCACCCCCCCCCCCCGUGACGCCAUCGCCCGAGGCUGUUGAUGACGCAGCCAAAGCCAUAGACCAGGAGCAGCAGCAGCAGCAGCAGCAGCCAGGUCAGGGAGCUGCAGCGGCAGCUGCCGGACCAUUGCCACCAUCGGCAGCAGCAGCAGCAGCAGCAGGUGCAGGAGCGUCCCCGUCACCCUCUCGUCAGGCGAGGGCGCCGACGUCGCUUCGCAUGAGAGGCAUUGCAUCGCAGCAGCUACAGGGAGGUACGCACCCACCCAGGGAAACUCAGUGCAUGUGCUGCCUCAUGCAUCUGCAUAUGUGUGUGUGUGUGUGUGUCUGUAGUGUCUGCAGGUCAGGAUGAGAGCGCUGGCCCUGAGCUCGACGAGAGCGCGGCACUUCUUGAGGGGUUUCGGCAGCUGCAGCAGCGAGGCGCGCGCUCUCGCAUGAUAGGGUGGAACGUCGAGGAUGGCUUCUCUGUCCACUUCUCGUCCCCUCCCGGUGCCGCACAGCGCUUCUCGCGGCGGCUGGUCAUCCGCUGUCGCGAUAGGCGACCGGAGUCAAUCUCGCUGGCUCUCGACAGGGCCAUCUUGUGUCGGACUACCAUCGAGGGGUGUGCGAGGGCACUUGGGGGCGGGCCUGAGGACGGCGCUGCGGUGGACAUGGGGGUGCGUCUUUGGGAGGCGAAUCUGCGCGUGUCGGACGCCGAGAGCUACGCGGCAGGUGAGGAUGGAUGGAUGGAUGGACAGACGCAUGCAAGCUUGGUGGGGUGGGUCCUUUCACUCAUUUCUCGAUGUCUGUGAUGCGUGCGUCUUGUGUGUCGUAUCAGUGCUCAACAGGGAGCCCUCUGCCCCUUUGACCCCCGAGGAGGCCGUCGCUUACGUCCGCUGCAAGGUCGCCCUCCAAAAAGACCCGCCCGUCACCCACAUCGCCGCAUCCCCAGACGCGCAAGGCUUCACCGUGUGCUUCCACCCGCCCCCCCACAUCCCCCUCCCCGUUGAGCCAAACCUCCGGCGAGAUGUCCUAUUCGGCCGGCUCUUUCGCAUUGUCAAGCGCACCCGCAGCGACAUCGAUGACCAAAUGGAGAUGGCCGUCGACUUCCGCAACAGAGCGGGCGCCAAGCACAGCGAGCUGCUGGGCGGGUACGCCGAAGGGCAGAUGACCAGCCAGCAGUGGAUGACCGUCAAGGAGCAGCUGGAGCAGGCCUUCCAGCUACAGAGGCAGCCCCAGCCGAAGGAGAAGGCACGGGCCAAGAGGGGAGGCAGGGGAAGAGGCAACGGUGACCGUGGUGGGCGUGUAGCGGGGGCCAAUGGGGCGGGCAGAGGCAGGGGCCGCCGUGCUGGACCAGGCCCGGCGCAGCAAGCAACGGAGAUGAUGGGACACAUGGAUGAGGGCGGCCCCCCCACACCAGCACCCCCACACCCACCUCCCAUGACAGUCGACCCACAGCCGCCAGCCACAGACACGCAGGACAUCGCCAUGGCGGCCGGGCAGAACGCUGCGGCCGAACAACAGAGUAGCGGCGAGAUGGAUCCCAUCCAUCCGGAGUCGGCUCCAGCGGCCGCUGCUGGUGCUGGUGCUGGUGCUAGUGGUGGUGGUGGUGGUGAUGGUGGCUGUGAGAGGGAGGGAGAAGGGCAGGCCAAGAAGGCCAAGCUGCCAAAUGCGAGGAGCGGGGCUGCGGCAGACGAGCCAGAGGUGCGCAGUCUCCUUCCCCCACUCUCCUUCCCUCUCGCCGCCCCUCCAUCUCCAGACGAUCCGUCUCGUGGGCUGGGCAUCCGAAGGCUGCGGCCCCCCAACUCUGCCCGAGUGGAUCUGGGACUCGGACGCCUAGAGUCGUCUGGGGGACAGCUGAAGCGUCAAUCGACAAGAAAGAGCGACCAGCGGACAGCAAGGAGGCCAUCGUCUCGCACACCCGAUGCUGAUGUCAAGGAGAAGACGAGCGGACACACAGAGAAGGGGAAGGGAGCAGCUGCUGCAGCGGCCAAGCCGGCCUCCCAGCCACCAGCACGAGCUGCGGGCCCUUCUAUCCGUGAGCCUCAGGGGCGUCCAUCUGGAGCCUUGUCUGUGGCCGAUGGUGACCGUGCCCAGCACCACGGUGAGACAGGGAAGGGGGGCGGAGGCGGGAAGGAAGACGAUGGGGCAAGCAAGACCAGCAAGCUGGUCUCUCGCGGUGGUGGUGGUGGUGCUCAGGCGGCUUCUUCGGUGCCGCCCGACGGUAAGUCCGUGAGGAGCAAUGAGAGCAAGCGCCACGACAUCCCCAUCUUUCGGGCUGGGCUGGGUGGUGGGUUGGGUGGUGCGCGGCCGUCACGGUCACCCCGUCUUUCGCGGCGCGAUGGCACCAUCAAGGGGGAGCCACCACUGUCGCCCCGCAAAGGCCGUCCCCGCUCUGUCCGCUCUGUCUCGCCUUCAUCAGCGUCCUUUUCGCCCGAUGCAUCAAGUACGAGCAGCCUGGGCCAGGGCAACAAGAGGAAGAGGGAGCGACCCAGGGCCACGCUGAGUGACGAGCAGCUGGCCGAGCUGACGAUGGAGGUCGACGAAACUUUUCCGGAGGAGUACGAGAGGGAGGUGCGGGAGGAGGCCCCAGAAGGCAUGUGCAACGUUGAGAGGCUUAUUGGCGUCAGACCCUUCACACACAAGUCGGCAGGGGCGUCUUCAGGCCAUCGAUUCGACCCAUCAGGUAUGUAAGGAACGAACCCAUCCGUGAGGUGUGUGUGUGUUUCCGUGUGUGUGUGUGUGUGUGCUCUGAUGUUAACGAGGAGGGGCUGCCGAGGCGCUUCCGCUUCCACAUCAAGUGGGAGGGGUUCGACAACGAUGCCAAGAACAACAGAUGGGGUAAGUGGACAAGGCAGGCUCCCUGGCCAACAGACAGACAGACAGACAGAUGGCAGGCUGACUGAUGUGUGUGUGUGGGGAUGUGUGUGUGGGGGGAUGUGUGUGUGUGUCGUGCAGAGCCCAUCUCAAGCUUCAACCGUAGCAAAGGCUGGACAAAAGUAGCCGAGCAACUCAAGGUGAGUGCCGCGCCGUCCAUCCAUGUGUGUGGAUGUAUCCAGAUGAGCACACUCAACAUAUCUCGGCCUCACUGAUGUCCAGCUCUCUCUCUCUCUCUCUCUCUUGUUUCAGGAGAAGUGGUAUCGCAGCGACUUUGCCCACAAGUGGCCGCAGAUCUGUCGGCAGGUCUGCCCUGACCCACCACCACCACCAGCGGCUCAUGAGCCCGGCCCACCUGCCCCCCUGCCAACGAGUGCACCGCUCGUCCCUCCCGUCCCCCCCGUCCCCCCAUUCCCCGUUGAGCAGCAGCGAGAGGCAAUCGUCAUUGACGACGACCACCACCACCACCAGCAGCAGCAGCAGCAGAGGGAGGGAAGGCGCGUGCGGAACGGUGCUGGCGUCCAAGUCAAGGCUGAGGCUGGGGCAGCUACGGGUGGUGCUGGGGGUGGCAAUCAGCAGGAAGGCGACCCCAACGCCACAGCCCGCAGGCAGUCACCGACGGAGCAGAGUGCGGCUGCACGCAACGCGGCUCCAUGUGAGGCAUCUGUGAGACAGAGGCCGCCCCCCGACUCAGACAACGAAAGGCCUAUCAAGAAGUGCAAGACGUCCAGCAGACAGGAGGGUGGGGACGGCGGGGCUGGUGUAUUCGCGACGCUGCUCCCUGGCGAGUUGCCUUUGGUCCGGAAGGGCGAGAGCUGCCUCGUGGAUUGGGUCAAGGCCGCUUGUCCUCCAAGGUGAGAGGGACACACGCACACGUCACGACACACCGCAAUCCAUCCAUCGGCAUGUCUGCUUAUGUGUCGGUGUCCUCAGUCCUCCCGCCACACCCACGGGCAGCCCGCAGCUGAAGCGCCUCAGACGAAGCGACGCCACGAUGGAAGUCCCAUCGUCCGCUGCUGCCACCAAGUCGACUGCCCCAUGCACACCAACAGGCCUUCUCACCCCCACACACAGCCGCGCCCAAGACGAUCGCACAGCAGCAGCAGCAGCGGCAGCACAGGCAGCGUGUCAGCAAGCUGGUGGUGAUGAUGGUCUUGUUGAUGAUGACGUCAUCAUGGUGGGCGAGCGGAGAGAGUUGGAGGCAGCGGUGCGUCGGUUGGUGCCAGUGGUGGUGUGGGGAAUAUGGCGUGAGGCGGCCUACCGGUGCUGGUGGGCGAUGGUGUGUGCGUGUGCGGGGUGGCUGGCGGCCCUGCUGCUGCUGCCCAUCCGCUUUCGUGCCCACAUCAGAUGAGAUCAGACGGGGUGGGUGGGAUAGUUUGUCGUGUGUUGUGGGUUGGUGGCGGGGCGGUGUGGCGCGAGCAGGCUCGUGUGCAUAGGUGGAAUAGACAGACAGACAGACAGACAGAGAGACAUUUAGCUGCAAGCGGGCAGGCAAUGAGUCGUGGUUAGUAAUAAGUGUGUGAGGGGGCGGAUGGUGGACGGAUGGACACACUGACUGCACCGGAGCAGACAAAUAUGGUAUUGAUGAUACGUAU